CACUUUAAUUGAGCAACCCUGAGCAUCCUGGUUCCACUUUUUAAAAAAGAAAAAGAGAGAAGAGGGGGAAAAAGACAGGAAAAGAGAUAGGGGACAACGGCUCGACUCUGAUUUCUCUUGUGGAUGCUGGACUUUCUAUCUCUCCUUUUUUUUUUCUUUGCUCCUUCAGUUUGCUCUGUUUGAGUUCCACGGGAAGAUCUGGCAGGUACUUUUUUUGUAGGGCGCACGCUGCGAGACCUCCUCCGCUGCCGCCCCGCAUUCGAGGAUAAGGUGGUUCAGUUUGUCGAGUGCCCGUUCGUUGCUGCGUGCGUGUGGGUUCCCCGGCGCGUGUCGGUGUGAAAGAGGAGAUUAAAGCAUCCCCGCAGUGCAACCUUUGUCCGUGGAGAAGCAACCAAGCCACAGCACCUGGAAUUGGGAUAAGGCGGUGGAGGCGAAGUCAAAAUCUUUCUAAGGUCUCUGGCUGCAUUCCCCUCACCUCCAACCAUUUUUUUUUCCUUUCUCCAGUUAAAAGUGAGACGGCAGGUAGGGGGAAAUCCCGGUGGAUCGUGUGAACCUGGAGACAGAACGCGACAGAUGAGAAAAUAGGAUCAUCCUUCUCUGCUUAGUAUGCGUGGCUCCGCGGGUCCUUCUUAGAAGCUUGCUACGUCUGAAGGAAACCUUCCCCUCCAGAAAUUGACACCCCCCCAAAAAACGCCUUCCAAACCAGCCCUUGGGAUCUAGCAGCGGUUGACUUCGAUUGCUCGUUCACCGUGUUGCUCGGCUGUUUUAACCCAUUCCCCGCCCGCUCCAUUGUGGCGCGCAAGUCCCACUUUAGAAGCGACUCUUCUCUUUUUUUCCCUCCACCCCGAAGCCGAGUAGGAUGGAGACUUUGGCAUCAUGAACCUGACCCUCUUUUCCCGGCUGGAAUUUGAACUGCCCGGCCCGUAGGUGUCCCUCUAUCUUCUUUCCGGCUUUUUGCUCCGUGCGCUUGACCAUGAGGCGCGCUGCUUUGAGAACAGCACCAGGACGCUGUCCCGCGUGGACCCUGUGGAUGGGCUCCCUCGUCUGGGGAUGGAUCGUAAGCUCGGCGCGGAGUUCUUCCGGCGCGGAUUUGCCGGCUUCUUCGUCCGCCUCUUCGCAGGUUCAGCAAGAGCAUCAUUUCCAUGGCAGCAAGCACCACUCCGUGCCUAUUUCCAUCUACCGGUCUCCGGUCUCUUUGCGGGGAGGACACGCUGGGGCCACAUAUAUCUUUGGGAAAAGUGGAGGCCUCAUCCUGUAUACUUGGCCAGCAAAUGAUAGACCCAGCACAAGGACAGACCGCUUAGCUGUUGGGUUCAGCACAACAGUCAAAGAUGGCAUCUUGGUACGGAUUGACAGCGCCCCUGGCCUUACUGACUUUUUACAACUUCAUAUAGAACAAGGCAAAAUUGGUGUAGUCUUCAAUAUUGGCACAGUAGAUAUCUCUAUCAAAGAAGAGAGCACUCCUGUGAAUGAUGGCAAAUACCAUGUUGUGCGUUUUACACGAAACGGUGGUAAUGCAACACUACAGGUAGAUGGAUGGCCAGUAAAUGAACAUUACCCUUCAGGAAACACUGAUACUGCGUUCCAAUUGGUAAAACAGAAAAUCCCCUUCAAAUAUAACCGACCCGUAGAGGAAUGGCUGCAGGAAAAAGAUGAUGCAACACCGCAUCACCACUUGACUUCAAGACCUGCCACGACGACCAAAAUUGGACGACAGUUAACCAUCUUCAACACCCAGGCUCAAAUAGCCAUUGGAGGAAAAGAUAGAGGGCGUCUCUUCCAAGGUCAGCUUUCCGGUCUCUAUUACAAUGGCUUGAAAGUAUUGAAUAUGGCAGCAGAAAACAACCCCAACAUCAAAAUCAAUGGAAGUGUUCGGCUGGUUGGUGAAGUGCCAUCUAUUCUGGGGACAGCUCCCACAACCUCUAUGCCACCAGAGAUGUCCACCACCGUCAUGGAAACUACCACUACUAUGGCCACUACUACAACACGAAAAAAUCGCUCCACACCUACUAUUCAGACAACAGAUGACCUCGUUUCUUCAGCAGAAUGUUCUAACGAUGAUGAAGAUUUCAUUGAAUGCGAGCAGAGUGUAGGUAAGCCAGAUAAAAGUCUUUCCACUUCAAUCUUCGAAGGUGGCUACAAAGCACACGCACCCAAGUGGGAAGCCAAGGACUUUAGACCUAACAAAGUCUCCGAAACUGGUAGGACUACUAUCACAGCUUUGUCCCCUGAGCUGAUCCGCUCCACAGCUUCGUCCUCGACUGGGAUGGUGCCCAAAUUGCCAGCUGGCAACAUGAAUAACCGUGACCUCAAACCCCAGCCUGAUAUAGUCUUGCUUCCGUUGCCCACUGCCUAUGAGCUAGACAGCACAAAACUGAAGAGCCCGCUAAUAACUUCCCCCAUGUUCCGUAAUGUGCCCACAGCAAACCCCACGGAGCCAGGAAUCAGACGGGUUCCGGGGGCCUCAGAGGUGGUCCGUGAGUCGAGCAGCACAACGGGAAUGGUCGUCGGCAUUGUAGCUGCUGCUGCCCUCUGCAUCCUGAUCCUCCUGUAUGCCAUGUACAAGUACAGGAACAGGGACGAAGGGUCCUAUCAGGUGGAUGAGACGCGUAACUACAUCAGCAACUCAGCCCAGAGCAAUGGCACGCUCAUGAAGGAGAAGCAGCAGAGUUCAAAGAGCGGCCACAAGAAACAGAAAAACAAAGACAAAGAAUAUUAUGUGUAAAAACAAAACAAAAAAAUAAUAUUUAUAUAUAAAUAUAUAAAUAUUGAAUGAGCUAUAACUGAACCAAAACUGUUGCAGCCAACGAGAUUGGGAGAAACCGUCUGCGGUUUAAGACCAAUGUUGAGCAUAAACAUUUCAGUCGUUGACUGUUAAGUUUUCAAAUCACUGCUUGGAGUCCCCAAACUCUGCCCUCCUGUAUUAUAAAGCACAUAUAGUGUUCAGAAGAAGGCCUCCCCAGCAUAUCCAUGUUGGCAGACUUAAAAGCCUUCCGAGUUCCUCCUCAGCUGAACUGUUCUGCAAGGGCAGAAAACUUCACGGCUUACUUGUUUCGUAUCUCCAAGUGAGUCUUUAAUGAUGUUCACAAUCUUUGACUGUACUCUAUUUUUUUUUCAGUUUAUUAUUUUAAAAAAUAACAAAAAAAAUAGAAAAAGAAAAAAAGUGGAAAUGUUAGAAACAAAACAGAACAACUGAUCUGGCCAUGUCCAGUCUGAGUAUCAUUUUUCAAGAUGUGAGGGGGAAAGAAAUAGUAAUACUACUAAUAAAAAAUGGUUUGGGGUUUUCAUUAUAUUUUUUGUCUGAGUUUUUUUCAUUUUCUGUGAGAGGUUUUGGGAGAAUGAGCCAGGACAUAAGUCAAGAAGAAAUCUUGGGGAAAAUAUACUAAAUAAAGACUGUUGCCAUAUAUGAACUCAAGUUCUAUCCACAGUGUUUGCUCUACAUAUCAGGUUGUGUUGUCUCUUGAAUCUGUUGUCUGCAGUAAGUUGUUAACAUAAAAAAGAAAGAUGAGGAAGAGGCAGUGAUGGUGAUCAUGCAGAAAAUGAUGGUCAUUGAAAAUUGGACAACCCCAGAUACUGGCUCUAGUUAUUUCUAAGUAAAGUCAUAAGAGGAUAACAGUUUCUUCUUUGACUAGAAGCCCCUAACCAUGUCUGACUACCAUUUGCUCAACUAUGGGGCAAAAACAACAAAAUCAAAAUCAAACCAAAAGUAGUUAUUUUCAAUUGAGUAGUCCAAGCAAAAAUAAGGGAGCCAUUGUCUGGUUCUUUGGCUGAGGACACUGUAUGAAUGCAAAGAGUAGUGAUCAACUGAAUAAAGUGUUUAGAAAGAUUAUGGAGUUUGUCUUGUGACAAAACAACAUGUCACACAAGCCAAAAAAUGUCACAGAGGAAUUCAAAAUAGGGAUUGUGCUUUUAAAAAAACAAAACCAUGAUGGUAUGUUUCAUAUGUAACAAUUUAAUUUUGUAGAUUGACAUUUCUGAUUCGCUGUCCUUCCAUUUGCCCUAUGCUCCCUAUCCCUUGACUUUUAUAUGAAAGAAGAUAAAUUUAAAAAGUCCUUAUGACACACAGAAAAAAUAAAGGAGCUUAUUAAUAGUAUAAUAUAUAUAUAAAUAAAUAAAUAUAAAUAUAUAUAUAUAUAUACAGACACAGAUAUAUUUAUCAUGGUAUGUUUGAUGGGAUGACUGGAACAGAAAUGCUGUUAAACUCUUAAUAUAGAAUGAGACUGUUGUAAAGAAAAAAUGUUUUUACAAAACAGCAAAAAUCUAAACUUUAAAAAUGUGAACAGAGUGUGCAUUUUAAUCUUGUCACAGUUACCUGUGUCAAAAAGAAAAACAAUUUUCAGAUAAGAAUAAUUUUUUGUUUACAUAUUUUACUACAAUUUUUUUUGGCUGGUGUAAUUUCUAGAUGGGUACCCUAAUGUACAUAAAAUGCUCUGAGAUUUCAUUGAGUUGUUGAUUAUAUUCAGUGUACUUAAUUGUCGGAUUGUUUCUUUUCUUUCUUUUUUUAAUCUCUUCCAUUUUUUUAAAGAGCAACUUGCUGUACAGUAAAAAAUAAUCAACUGGUGUUUUCUGGCCACAAAUAUCAUGUGCAAAAAAUAACAAUAAUAAAUAAAAGCAAACAAGAAAGACAGCAAGAUUGAUAGAAACAGGGAAAACACAUAACUUAGAGGACUCUGGCAAAUAAAAAAAAUGUACAAUUUUCCUGUGUACAGAUGAAAUCUAAUCAGCUGUUUAGGUUUAGAAAUCUACUCUUGCUGGUGUUUAUAAGUCGCAUGAAUCUUUGAAGACGUGUUAUCUAAUGCACACACGCACAUGGGAACAAUAAAAAGAAGGCAGCCUUCUCAUAUGCUUUGAGAAGAGGCUUACCUGGCUAACAAAUCUUUUUGGUGUGUGUGAGGUUUGUUUUGUUUUCUUUGGUUUAAUUUUUAAUUUUUUUUUACACUACAACAGAGAAAGAAAGAGAGAAAGAGAAAGAAUGGUUUUUAAAAGAUGUGAAAGAAUGAUUUUCAACAGCCUCACUGGCCAAACAUAUAUGGAGUUGAUUAUAUCUUGAUGUCUGUAAAAGAUUGCUGCUGUUCUUGGAGUCUUGUGAAAUGAUUUUCUGCUUUUUUCUUUUUCUUUAGGAAAACCCACUUUUUUUCUUUUCUUUCUGUUUGUUUGGGACAGAUUUUGGGGAACAUGUGCAUUUCUGUCUGGACGCUUCUCUCAUUUCACUAUUAUUUUCUGAACAGACCUGUGAAGAUUUUUGUUAACGUUAUUGUGCCGUUAUCUCUCUUUUGUUUCCUUUCUUGUCUCCAUCCUUUUCUUUUCCCCCAGUUCUUUUCUUUUCAUAAUUGCCUUUUUGUUCAAGAAUAUGCUUAGCAAUAAAAUGUUCUUCCCAAAGCCCUGUUGUUGCUGUGACUUUCUGUCCAAAGAGAUAAGGGAUUUUCCUUUUUCUUAAGAGAUUUGGGUUAUAAGAACACUUCAGCUAAUUUAACAAGUUUGUUCUGCAAAAGAGCUUAUGGGAGAAAAAGAUGCAGGAUUGUCACAUUUUCAAUCUCACAACAAACCUUAGAAUAAAUUAGUUAGUGAGUUUCCUGGGUUAACGACUUUAAUUUUAUCCUCUAAACCAGAGAUCCCCAAACCCCAGACUGCGGCCCACCACCGGGCCAAAGCCUAUUUGGAACUGGGUCUCGCAAGCGGGAAGUCCAUAUGCACACAUACGAAUGAGCUUGAUUUGCGCAAGCGGUAGGCCAGAACUCAUGCACAUGCGUGCACAGCUCAACUUGUGUAAGUUGAGCUGCAUGCACAUGCGUGUUGGUACCAGUCUUCUGAUCAUGUUGAGGUUGAGCAGCAGGGACACAUGCAUACUGGGCCAGUUCUCCCCUUCCUUCCUGGGCCGCUAAGGUACAAAGGUUGGGGAUCAUUGCUCUAAACCAAUGCAUCACACUUUUACUCAUAUUGUUGGGUUAUGAACAAUAU
This is a messenger RNA of Thamnophis sirtalis, 5958 nucleotides long. The record is from RefSeq and is a predicted model, not a curated record. NCBI's taxonomy places the organism in Eukaryota, Metazoa, Chordata, Lepidosauria, Squamata, Natricidae.